Arabis nemorensis is the source of this 708-nucleotide messenger RNA. The record is from the annotation of a GenBank genome assembly. NCBI's taxonomy places the organism in Eukaryota, Viridiplantae, Streptophyta, Magnoliopsida, Brassicales, Brassicaceae.
AUGAGUACCCUUGAGACCACGAGAGCUGAGCUUGGUCUGGUUGUUCUGUAUCUGAACAAAGCGGAGGCGAGAGACAAGAUUUGUCGAGCUAUUCAAUACGGUUCCAAGUUCUUGAGUGAUGGGCAACCUGGAACUGCUCAAAAUGUCGACAAGUCCACAAGCUUGGCAAGGAAAGUUUUCCGUCUCUUCAAGUUUGUGAAUGAUCUUCAUGGUCUCAUUAGCCCUGUUCCCAAAGGGACUCCACUCCCUCUUGUUCUGCUCGGAAAGUCCAAAAACGCGUUGCUGUCUACGUUCUUGUUCCUCGAUCAAAUUGUGUGGCUUGGGAGGACUGGUAUCUACAAGGACAAAGAACGCGCUGAGCUCCUUGGACGUAUAUCCCUCUUCUGUUGGAUGGGUUCUUCGGUCUGCACAUCCUUGGUGGAGAUUGGGGAGCUCGGUAGGCUCUCGGCAUCAAUUAAGAAGUUAGAAAAAGAGAUUGGGAACAAGGAUAAACACCACAACGAGCAAUACUGUGCGAAACUACAGAAAUCGAACGAGAGGUCAUUGGCUCUGAUCAAAGCAGGUAUGGAUGUGGUUGUUGCUUUCGGAUUGCUUCAACUGGCUCCAAAGAAAGUCACUCCCCGAGUCACAGGCGCUUUUGGAUUCGCCUCCUCUCUUAUCUCUUGUUAUCAGCUAUUGCCAUCGCAUCCUAAGUCCAAGACGGCCUGA